Molecule: messenger RNA, 1329 nt
Organism: Rasamsonia emersonii CBS 393.64
Lineage: Eukaryota; Fungi; Ascomycota; Eurotiomycetes; Eurotiales; Trichocomaceae
Product: tRNA dihydrouridine synthase (Smm1)
Exons: 1
Coding region: 1-1329 (442 amino acids)
Biological process (GO): tRNA dihydrouridine synthesis
Cellular component (GO): cytoplasm
Molecular function (GO): tRNA dihydrouridine synthase activity; flavin adenine dinucleotide binding
Source: RefSeq, a predicted model, not a curated record
AUGGCUUCGCUCUCAUCGCCGCCUCGCGUUCCUAUCCCCGCCAACGGGGUCGACUAUCGCGGGAAAGUCGUCCUGGCUCCAAUGGUCCGCUCAGGAGAGCUACCAUCCCGUCUCCUCGCCCUCAAAUACGGUGCUGAUCUGGUCUGGGGACCGGAAACGGUCGAUCGUUCUCUCAUCGGCACUACCCGUCGUAUCAACCCGCGCAACUCAACCAUCGAAUUCACCCGUCUUCCGUCGAAUGGAGGCAGAUCUGAGAAGGCCACCCAAGAGUCUGUCAUAUACCGCAUUGAUCCUGUGCGAGAAAAGGGGAAAUUGAUCUUUCAGAUCGGAACCGCAUCACCGGAAUUGGCUGUGCAAGCGGCAAAAGUCGUGGCCGCCGAUGUUGCAGGGAUCGAUGUCAAUUCGGGCUGUCCAAAGCCAUUCAGCACGAGUGGAGGAAUGGGCGCAGCACUUCUGCGGGAUCCAGACAGACUCGUCUCCAUCCUUGAGGCCCUUGUACGCGAAGUUGGGAAUCCGUAUCAGAUCGGCAUUUCAGUUAAGAUUCGCCUCCUCGAGAAACCGGAGGAAACAGAAAAACUCGUGACACGCCUUUGCGCCACUGGAAUUACUGGUCUGACCGUACAUUGCCGCACGACCCCUAUGCGGCCCCGCGAACGUGCCAUCCGUGAUCAGCUUCCCAUGAUUGCCUCGAUUUGUCGAAAGGCAGGUGUGGCUUGUGUCAUGAAUGGGGAUGUGACUUCCCGCGAUGAAGCUCUCGCGCUGAUGAAGGAGUAUGGUGUUGACGGUGCCAUGAUUGCGACAGCUGCAGAAUCCAACCCUUCGUGUUUCCGUACUGCUGCCGAGGGUGGACUUCUUCCGUGGCGCGAAGUCGUCCACGAUUAUAUGGAGGCGUGCUUGCAGUGUGAAAAUCGUUGGGGAAACACAAAAUACCUUCUCAACAUCUUGAUUCCCGGGAAAAACAAGGAAUUCAAGGACGCCAAGUCUGCCAAAAACUAUUCGGACGCUUGCCGUCUCCUCAAAUUUGAUGAUCUUCUCCCCACCGCGAAAGAGGUAGACAAGAUUAUGAAUUUGGAUAAGAAGGCAACUAUCAGCAGCGAUGACGACGUUCGAACCUCUGCAGUUCAGAAUGCGAUGGAGAAUAACGAAUCAGCAAGGGCUGCAGGGGGCGAAAUGAGCAGACCCAAGCAAAAUUCGCCCGUUGCCAGUGGUUCCGGUCCCAUACGGACGAACUCAAUCCCAAGUCCAGCGUCGAACCCAAAGCCUGAGACUGGAGUUGAUCUGUCCGCACCGACACUCAACCCCCAACAGGAUGCAGGCAUUGCUGUCUAA